Molecule: messenger RNA, 2502 nt
Organism: Theileria orientalis strain Shintoku
Lineage: Eukaryota; Apicomplexa; Aconoidasida; Piroplasmida; Theileriidae
Product: citrate synthase, mitochondrial precursor
Exons: 4
Coding region: 1-2502 (833 amino acids)
Biological process (GO): carbohydrate metabolic process; tricarboxylic acid cycle
Cellular component (GO): mitochondrial matrix
Source: RefSeq, a predicted model, not a curated record
AUGGUAUUGAGGAAUUCUAUCUGUAACUUGUCAAAGUAUAGCAUAAAAAACGAUGAAAUACUGACUCCGGUGCUCAGUGAAACGCUUUUCUCAGACAUAAAGAGCAUCUUUUCAAACCCAAUGGGAUAUAGAACACAAGUGAGUAUAGGCAAAAUAGACGUACCAAAAAAUAUACUGAGGUCAAAAUCGUUUAAUAGCUUUACACAGUUAAUUGCAAGCACAGAGUGCAAGUAUAUGACAAACUCAUACAGAAGAGCAAGCAGUUUGUGUUUAACAAGGGACUUGGGAACAAAACUGCCACUUUCAGGCGGAAUAGGAACGAGAAACGGAGAAAACAGCCUUUCAAACACAAAAAUAAGAAUAAGCACAAUGCUAAAGAUGGAAAAUGGUGAAUUUAGUAAAAAAUACGAUCUAGACUAUAAUAAAAAGGGAAUAAACGAAAGAAAUAUGAGUGAAAAGGUGAAAGGAUACGACACGCUGAAUGGCGGAUUUAGUAAGAGCAAUAACGGAUACAAUAAAGCAAAAAUAUUGGUAAAAGAACCAAGUAUGAUAAAUGAAAGUAAUUUGGAGAAAAGAAGAUCGUUAAUGAAUGAUAACGUUGGUAGAAUAGAAAAAGGAGAAGAGAUGAUUGAAGAAGAGCUGAUAGAAACAACAGGAGAGAUAGGUAGUUACAGAAACAGUAGAAGUGUUGGUAGUAAGGGUGUAGGAAAAUCGCUGGCGAUUAGAGAAGAAGUGGCAAGUGAGAGUGCAAUGUAUACAAAAGUGUACAAAGAUAACAAGGUGGAAAAUACUGAAUACAGUGAAAGUAGGUCAAACAAGAUUACUGCGAAGGAAAGGGAAUCGAGUAGAGGCUUCUGGAGGAAGCUGAGUCUAGGAUCAUUUACACCAAUGCUCUUCGGAAUAGACGCAUCGAGUCAGUUCAGCGCACUGACGAUUAAGGGGAGGCAGAAGACAGGCCUAUCAGAAGCGUCGGAAGUGUCGGAGCCGGAGCUUUCGAAGUCGAAAGUGUUCCUGAAGCUGGUGGAUAAAAUAGAAAGGCUGGUGAAGGUGAAGAGAGAGAAGGUGGCGGAGCUCCACAAAAACUACGGCUCGAAGACGCUGGGCAACGUCACGCUCGCAAUGCUCUUCUCGGGCCUGAAGGACGUGCCGGCAAUGGUGACCGAAACGAGUGAGCUGGACCCGACGAAGGGCAUAAGGUUCAGAGGGCUCACGGUCGACGAGAUGCUGCGAAAGCUCCCGGGCAAAAACGAGGACUGCCCGUACACGGAGUCGGUGCUCUGGUACCUGCUGACAGGUGAGGUGCCGGAGCCGGAGGACGUGAAGGAGCUCUCGCGGGAGCUGCACGCGCGGAGCGCAAUACCGCACCACGUCUUCGAGGUGAUGGAGAGCAUGCCGCGGGACUCGCACCCUCUGACGCAGUACGUGACGGCGGUCUCGGCGCUGCAGACGGAGUCGGUCUUCAGGAAGGCGUACCUGGACAAGACGUACCAGAAGGACACGAGCUGGAAGCUGGCGCUCGAGGACUGCCUGAACCUGGUGGCGAAGAACGUGGUGCUCGUGGGCUUCAUCUACAGGAGAAGCUUCAUCGACCCGACCGUGAAGCCUGAGGACGUCAAGUUUAACGCGGAGCUGGAUUACGCCGCGAACCUGGCGCAUUUUCUAGGAGAUAAAACAGAACUCUUCAGUGAUUUAAUGAGACUCUACUUAGCACUGCAUUCAGACCACGAAGCCAUAUUAAAUAGGUUGAUUAACAUGAUCAACAAUAAUAUUGGCAAUAAAGAAAUUAAUCACAUAAACACUCUUUUUGUAGGUGGGAAUGUGAGCGCGCACGCAUCACACCUGGUGGGAAGUGCACUGGCAGACCCGUACUUCUGCCUGGCAAGCGCACUCUGUGGACUCUCAGGACCACUACACGGAAUGGCAAACCAGGAGUGCCUGGUGUGGAUCAAGAGAAUGCUGAGGAACCUGGGACCGAACACGGAAAUCACAGUGGAAAGAGUUAAGAAGUACGCAGAAGACACAAUGGCAGCAGGACAAGUGAUACCAGGAUACGGACACGCAGUGUUGAAGGUGACAGACCCAAGACACACGGCGUUCGUGAGGUUCGCAAGAACGCACUUCCCGAACGACCCAAUGGUGAGGCUGCUGGACAUAUGCCUGGAAGCAAUACCGCAAGUGUUGAUAGCUUCAGAUAAGACUAGGCCAAGUAGUACACAUUUACACGAAUAUAUGGCAACAAUAGCUAAUUUUAACGCAGGAAAAGUGAGGAAUCCGAACCCAAAUGUGGACUGCUCAACAGGAGUCCUCCUGAGCCACUUCAACAUAGACCAGCCGCAAGUGUUCACAGUCUUCUUCGGACUCUCGCGCUCACUGGGAAUACUGUCGCAGCUAGUGUGGGCAAGAGCACUGAGGUAUCCAAUAGAGAGACCAAAGUCACUAACACUGGACACAGUGGAAAGAAUGUGCACAUCCCCAGAGGAACCAAAAGCAGCCGCAUCAUAA